Cylicostephanus goldi is the source of this 734-nucleotide messenger RNA. The record is from the annotation of a GenBank genome assembly. NCBI's taxonomy places the organism in Eukaryota, Metazoa, Nematoda, Chromadorea, Rhabditida, Strongylidae.
AUGUGCCAUAAGGGAGCCAAAUGCAAAUUCAGCCAUGAUUUGGCCGUCGAACAGAAGACACAGAAGAAGAAUCUAUACGUAGAUAGCCGAGAACUCAAACAAGAAGAAGAUAAUAUGGAGAAUUGGGACGAAACAAAAUUGAGUGAAGUUGUAAACAAAAAGCACGGAGAGGCGAAUAAGAAAUUGAAUCAAACAACUAUAGUCUGUAAAUACUUCCUUCAAGCAGUUGAAGAAAACAAGUACGGGUGGUUUUGGGAGUGCCCAAAUGGUGGCGACAAAUGCAUCUACCGGCAUUGUUUGCCUGAGGGAUACGUUUUGAAAAAGGAUCGGAAGAAGAUGGAGGAGCAAGAUAAAGAAAAUCAAAUUAGCUUAGAAGAGUUGAUUGAGAAAGAGGUAUCGUGCAUUCGUCGUUUCGCUGUCAAGAAUCGAGGACGCAGUGUUAUAGUUCGUGCUGCACAUUUAUUGUUUUACUUUCAGAGAGCAGCAUUGCAAGGGAAAAAUCUUACCAAAGUCACUCUUCAAUCCUUUGUUGCUUGGAAGAAACGAAAGUUGCGAGAAAAGAAACAAAAAGAAGAGGAAGAGGAGAAGGCGAAGAAAGACAAAAUCAAAGCCGGCAGAGCGGUCAGUCAGCUGUUUUGUUCAUUUACAAAAAUACCUUUUUCAUCUCCAGGUUGUUAUUUUUUUACUUCGUUCUACUUACAAUAUGAGCCUGCAUCUUGUUAUACUAAUUAGCA